Stylophora pistillata is the source of this 687-nucleotide messenger RNA. RefSeq names its product dual specificity protein phosphatase 12. Lineage: Eukaryota; Metazoa; Cnidaria; Anthozoa; Scleractinia; Pocilloporidae. Gene Ontology annotation, cellular component: nucleus. Gene Ontology annotation, biological process: protein dephosphorylation. Gene Ontology annotation, molecular function: protein tyrosine/serine/threonine phosphatase activity. The record is from RefSeq and is a predicted model, not a curated record.
AUUAUUUUUAGGAGCUUCCGACUCUUCACGAACAUGCAUCGAAGAAUAGCCGAAGGGGCUCAGAAAAACAUGGCGGACGAGUUUUGAUCGCAUGGAAAUGCCUCUCAUCAGGGAAGGACUUUCAAUUGGAACACGGAAUGAUGCAAGCAAUUUAGUAAGCGUCAAAUUGCCAGAUGACACUUUAAGAAUCCUUACUGUGGACAGUGAACCUCUCAAAAUCGAGAAAGAUGGAGUUUCAAUAAGGCAUAUCACUUGCUUAGAUGAACCCGAAGCAGAUCUUCUAAGUUUCUUUGACGAAUGUUCUGACUUCAUCACAGCAGGCUUACAAAACAAGCAAAAUGUGAUCGUUCACUGCCUUGAAGGUGUGUCACGUAGUGCUACUGUUGUGUUAGCCCAUCUGAUGAAGUCAGACCAGUUGUCAGUGGAUGAGGCCAUUGCUUUUAUGAAGAAAAUUCAUCCCAAAGCCAAUCCCAAUGUUGGCUUUCUUGAGCAACUUCAACUUUACGAAGCAAUGGGAAAUACAGUUGAUAAAACUCAUCCUGUUUACAAACAGUACCGUCUGCAACUGUUGGCCAGUCAUAUACAGAGUAAGCAGUCAGUGACAAAAGAUCUUCUCUCUUCUCUGAUUGAGGAACUAAAAGACAACACUGCCUCAAAUGAUAAGAAGUAUAAAUGUAGAAAAUGUAG